GCCCGCCCGCCGCCUUCCUCCCUCUGCCUUCCUUCCCCACGGCCGGCCGCCUCCUCGCCCGCCCGCCCGUAGCCCCGGAGCCGAGGCCGCCGCGGCCGUGGCGGCGGAGCCCUCAGCCAUGGCCUCGGGCGACACCCUCUACAUCGCCACGGACGGCUCGGAGAUGCCGGCCGAGAUCGUGGAGCUGCACGAGAUCGAGGUGGAGACCAUCCCGGUGGAGACCAUCGAGACCACGGUGGUGGGCGAGGAGGAGGAGGAGGACGACGACGACGAGGACGGCGGCGGCGGCGACCACGGCGGCGGGGGCGGCCACGGGCACGCGGGCCACCACCACCACCACCACCACCACCACCCGCCCAUGAUCGCGCUGCAGCCGCUCGUCACCGACGACCCGACCCAGGUGCACCACCACCAGGAGGUGAUCCUGGUGCAGACGCGCGAGGAGGUGGUGGGCGGCGACGACUCGGACGGGCUGCGCGCCGAGGACGGCUUCGAGGACCAGAUCCUCAUCCCGGUGCCCGCGCCGGCCGGCGGCGACGACGACUACAUCGAGCAGACGCUGGUCACCGUGGCGGCGGCCGGCAAGAGCGGCGGCGGCGGCUCGUCGUCGUCGGGCGGCGGCCGCGUCAAGAAGGGCGGCGGCAAGAAGAGCGGCAAGAAGGGCUACCUCGGCGGCGGGGCCGGGGCGGCGGGCGGCGCGGACGCGGGCAACAAGAAGUGGGAGCAGAAGCAGGUGCAGAUCAAGACCCUGGAGGGCGAGUUUUCGGUCACCAUGUGGUCCUCAGAUGAAAAAAAAGAUAUUGACCAUGAGACAGUGGUUGAAGAGCAGAUCAUUGGAGAGAACUCCCCUCCUGAUUAUUCAGAGUACAUGACAGGGAAGAAGCUUCCUCCUGGAGGGAUACCUGGCAUUGACCUCUCAGACCCCAAACAACUGGCAGAAUUUGCUAGAAUGAAGCCAAGAAAAAUUAAAGAAGAUGAUGCUCCAAGAACAAUAGCUUGCCCUCAUAAAGGCUGCACAAAGAUGUUCAGGGAUAACUCUGCCAUGCGAAAGCACCUGCACACCCACGGCCCCCGAGUCCACGUCUGUGCAGAGUGUGGCAAAGCUUUUGUUGAGAGCUCAAAACUAAAACGACACCAACUGGUUCAUACUGGAGAGAAACCCUUUCAGUGCACAUUCGAAGGCUGCGGGAAACGCUUUUCACUGGACUUCAAUUUGCGCACACACGUGCGAAUCCAUACCGGAGACAGGCCCUAUGUGUGCCCCUUCGAUGGCUGUAAUAAGAAGUUUGCUCAGUCAACUAACCUGAAAUCUCACAUCUUAACACACGCUAAGGCCAAAAACAACCAGUGAGAAGAUGACGGAGAAGACCCUUCUCGACCCCGGGGAGCAUCUUCCAGGAGUGUGAUUGGGAAUAAAUAUGCCUCUCCUUUGUAUAUUGUUUCUAGGAAAGAAUUUUAAAAAUGAAUCCUACACACCUAAGGGACAUGUUUUGAUAAAGUAGUAAAAAUUAAAAAAAAAAAAAACUUUAAUAAGAUGACAUUGCUAAGAUGCUCUAUCUUGCUCUGUAAUCUCGUUUCAAAAACACGGUGUUUUUGUAAAGUGUGGUCCCAACAGGAGGACAAUUCAUGAACUUCGCAUCAAAAGACAAUUCUUUAUACAACAGUGCUAAAAAUGGGACUUCUUUUCACAUUCUUAUAAAUAUGAAGCUCACCUGUUGCUUACAAUUUUUUUAAUUUUGUAUUUUCCAAGUGUGCAUAUUGUACACUUUUUGGGGAUAUGCUUAGUAAUGCUAUGUGUGAUUUUUCUGGAGGUUGAUAACUUUGCUUGCAGUAGAUUUUCUUUAAAAGAAUGGGCAGUUACAUGCAUACUUCAAAAGUAUUUUCCUGUAAAAAAAAAAAGUUAUAUAGGUUUUGUUUGCUAUCUUAAUUUUGGUUGUAUUCUUUGAUGUUAACACAUUUUGUAUAAUUGUAUCGUAUAGCUGUAUUGAAUCAUGUAGUAUCAGAUAUUAGAUGUGAUUUAAUAGUGUUAAUCAAUUUAAACCCAUUUUAGUCACUUUUUUUUUUCCGAAAAAUACUGCCAGAUGCUGAUGUUCAGUGUAAUUCCUUUGCCUGUUCAGUUACAGAAAGUGGUGCUCAGUUGUAGAAUGUAUUGUACCUUUUACCACCUGAUGUGUACACCCCAUGUAACAGAAAAGGGCAACAAUAAAACAGCAAUCCUACAGAAAGAAUACGGCAGAAAAAGAUCUGUAAGCACAGUCUUAUUUCCUUUUGUUGUCCAGAAUAAUUAUAAUUCUCGAGCCUCCCAGAAAUUGGAAGUAAAUAAAGCAACUCAAGUUUCCUUUAUUUUGCACUCAACUACAGUGACUUGUGAUUGCAGCGGUGCAUAGAUGUUUUAGGACUUCCUACGCGUGCUGAAUUCUGGGAGAGAGUAGGUGACAGGCAUCCCGAGUUAAGGAACUACCUCAGAGUACCCCAGACCGGGCCCGUUGGUGACAGGUUUCUGAUUUUAGCUCUCCCCCAGCAAAAGUGUGACUGAAGCAGCUGCGCCCUGGCCUGUGUGUGCACGCGUUCAAGGUAAGCUGUCACCUGGACGGGGCGCGAGCAGAGGGGAGACCCGGGGCACUUGCAUUGCUCGGGCUGCCUUCAGGGCAGCCCCGGCAGGUCCUUGGCUUGUCUGACAGGAAGCGCUUAGGGUUCUCGGCUGCUGGUAGGAGAGCCUUGGUUCCUCCAUGUGGUAGAGGCUUUAAAUGCUGGCACGUGUCGUGGGUGAGCACCAUUGGCUUUCAUGCUUCUACCUGGACAGCGAGCACAGACUGGCAGGGUGAUUAGAUUAUAAAGACGAUAUAUUGUACUCAGUGAGUACUUCUCACGUUGUGACCUCCUAAAUGUACAAUUAUAAUUCUUGAAUUUUACUUAAGAGUCAAAUACCAGACUUGUGAGACUAUUUUAUAAAACUGCCAUGAUACAGCAAAAUCCCCAUGUACUCAAAAUGCAAAUAUACUGUGUGUGCUGCACGCUUGACUCUGCGAGGUAAUUGAGACAAACUAGCUGAUAUAAUAUCUGUGGUUUAUUUAAGAUGUCCAGGACACCAUCAGGCCAAAAAUGUAGCCCUGUCUCUUAAGAGCUUCUCCAUCGGUCCUGUACAGGAGGAUUGGUGACCUAAUAGCAGUGACCCUGUGGCUCUCCGGAAUUUUGAAGUGCCUUCUGAAUCCUAAAUGACAAAUUUAACUUGAGACGCUUUUUUUUUAUUCGUUCAGAAUCUGUUAUCCAUUGGGUAGUUUGAUCAGAAGACCCCAGCUGUUCUCUGGAUAAGCCAGGCUUUGCUGUAUCUGGCAGUCAGGAGAGAGGUAAGCCGGUGGCGGAGGUCCCCUUCGAAGCUGCGUGCCCCAGUGCAAACGUGUGGUUCUUUUGACUAGACCUGGGGCGGAGGCCUCCACCGAUGCCUGUGGUGUAAGUGCCCGUACCUGCCCUCUCCACCGUCAGGUGGGCAGCCUCUGGGUGGCUGUACUGAAAAUGCCGCAUCACCCCCGCCCAGCACUGCCACACGAGAGCCUGGUCCUGGCCAUGUCCUCAGGACUCCUGCCCAAGGGCCCACGGCUAAGCCGACUGGUGCCACAGGCAGGUGUCGCCAGCAGCCCCCCCAGAGCCACGCCAUGACCUACAGAGAAGCCAGGCUCCCGUGUGGAGCGAGGUCCCCCUUCCUCUGUGCCUUGAUCCUUUGGGGGAUGCCUUGGUCAUCUCUUGUGCCCCUUCUGUCUCUGCGGGGAACAGCCAUCGCUCCCCAGGGCCCUUUAUCCAUGUGUCUUCUCUUGCGGGUCUUCAGAGUUCAUCUCUGACAGGAAUUUGAUUGGGGGUUGGAAGGCGAUGGAAUGUCCCAGGUUUCUGGUUGGCGGGGCGCUCUCGAUUCCCAGUAGUGUACGUAGGAAGUUCGUCAGUGAGCGGCAGUGGAAAAAUAGCCGUUGUCCUCAUUGGCUGUAACCGAAACCCGUUGUGCUUGUGGUUAGAAUUUAUAAUUUUGCUAAAGAUGUAAUUUUACUGCAGUUUGAAGUGGCGUUCUAACAGUGAGUCCCUUGUCUUGAGGAUUAACCUGAUUUAUAAGUAAUACUGAUAGACAUAUUUUCUUACAUCCGAGCUGAAAUAAAUGCAUGUUUCUAGCAUAUGUAAUAUAAAAGUUCCAGAGGAUAAGUUUACAUUUAACAAGAUGUUGUUUUCUAUUUUUGGAUUUCUUAUUAUUUUCCCCCUUUUUUGGUAGUGGGGGUCUCGGGGGAAGCAUAAUAUUUGUAUAAAGAACUGUCACCCCAGAGUGACAUUUAUUUUCCAAGGUGACAUUGAACUCACGCUGUUGGUUUCAUAUGGUGUUUGUGUGCUGUGCCUAGAUUCAAGGCCUGAGGAUUUGAGGAAAAUCAAGAUCCCCCCCCCCCCAUUUGGUGUUCAUGUGCAACUUCUUUUAAACAUCACUUAUUUUGCUGAAUUUGACUAAAGCAAGGCCUUUUGACAGAAUAGCAUCUCGAUGCCUGCCGGUGUGUCUGAGCAGAGCUCUAGACGGUUUCUUCACAGAUAGAGGACAGUCCCUUCCAUUCAGCAAGAACCCAGAGAGACCCCACGGUCUGCCUGAGUAGCCGCCACAGUGCGGUAGGGGGGCUUCCUGCUGCCCCCGCUCCGCCCAGUGAAAUCUAGCUGUUGCACCGCGCCUCUAUCUAUGUCCCUGGCGCCGGCACACCUGCCCCCCCCCCCCCAAAGGGUUUGAGUGGGAAGCUCAGGACUCCACCUCGCACUGCAGGCAGAGAGAAUUGAUGGCUCCGUGUCUGGCUCCUCUGUGGCCUGGGAUCAGCGUAGCUUAGGAAAGCCAUGUGAUUAAUCUUUGAUUCCUUAAGUUCCUUCUGUUUUCUGGACAUCUGACCACCAGCAAGAGCAAGGAUCCCAGAGGUCAGUAUAGUGGGAGAGCAGCAGAGGCUGCUCACCCGGCGUCUCCCUCGUGCCAUGACCCUGCCCUGAGGCUUCCUCCUAGCUGUUCCGGCCUGCCUGUCGUGGGGUGGCCUCAGACCCCUGGCGCUUGUCUAACCUUGUAGCCCUUUGUCCUGGUUCCCUUUGGAAGCUCAGCAGGUCCUGGCAGGUGCAUGCCACCCAAACUCCAAGCUCUGCUUCCUUGCCGCCCCGGUCACGCACACCAUAGCCUGCACAGAAGCACUGAAUGUCUGGCUAGGUCUCCUGCACCUUCCAUUUACUGGCCUUGGCCAACUUGGUCACUGCUCACGUUGUGCGCUCAGGUUCCCUGGUUGCAUGAAGAUGGUGUGAGGCCCUUUAGAGCAAGCGGCAUCAGGCUUCUAGAAGGAGAUGGGCCCCUCCACAAGUAGGGGGGUAUCCACGGCUGGAAGGCUGCUGGCAUCCUGUCCAGGUCAGAGAGGCCAGCAGGGUGCUGGAGAGGAUGUUUAAGCUGGGGCCGAGUGGGGCCGUGGGAGGGGUGCGUGGCGUACUGUUGACACACUUCUCCGCUCCCCUUAGAAAAACCGGAAGGGAAUGUUGAACGUGAACCUGAGCAUUAGUUUAGGUCAGCAGGCAAAUCAAGCUUCCUGCAAGCUGCUCACCCCGCUCCCCAAGUUUCUGACCAGCGUUCUGGGAGUCUGCAGAGGGGGAGUGUGGUGGUAAUCACGUUCAUCUGAGUCGCAAUGAUUGAUUUUCCACAAAGCAGCAAGUUUGAUCAAAUUGCUUUUCCUUCAAGACACUCAGACGCCAUAAGAAACAGCAUCGGGAUGUUGCGGGGCGGGGGCAGUGGCUGUGCUGCAGUCUGUUGGCUGCUCUCUGGGGGCCGCACAAUGUCUGCAUACAUCGUGGCAGGGAAAGGGCAUCAGUACCAAACACAAUAACCUUUUUUCUACAACAUCCAUAACUGUUAACGAGGCUCUAUUAUCUACGGACGGUGAUUGGUCAAGCCAUUUUCAUAGAACAAUUCUGUUUUUAUUCACUUGCUGGUAACUUCUGUAGGCCCUGACUCAAGGACUUAGCAUUGUGUCUCAUGUACAUCUUUUCUUAAAUGUUCUUUGCCAUUUCUGGAAUUGUCGUCCUUGGUUUUUCCUUAGCUCAUAGGUCAUAGAUGCAGAAAUAUUAUAGUAUUUAAGGCAUCCGCAUCAAGCAUCAGAUGGCUUUGCAUCCAGAAAAACAUUUAACGAUAACUCCGUUUGAAGCACCACGCAUGUGUAACAUGGCUCUAUAAAAUAUAAUAAACGCAUAAUGUUGUUAAGCUUU
Molecule: messenger RNA, 6243 nt
Organism: Nyctereutes procyonoides (raccoon dog)
Lineage: Eukaryota; Metazoa; Chordata; Mammalia; Carnivora; Canidae
Gene: YY1
Product: YY1 transcription factor
Exons: 5
Coding region: 119-1351 (410 amino acids)
Biological process (GO): regulation of transcription by RNA polymerase II
Cellular component (GO): PcG protein complex; transcription regulator complex
Molecular function (GO): DNA-binding transcription factor activity, RNA polymerase II-specific; RNA polymerase II cis-regulatory region sequence-specific DNA binding
Source: RefSeq, a predicted model, not a curated record